AUGGCAAGCUUAGUUAUUGCAACUGUUCCCAACCUUACCAUCGAUCAAUCUGCUCUUCUUGCCUUAAAAGCUCAAAUUUCUUAUGACCCUUACAAUGUUUUGACAAACAACUGGUCCACCAACUUCUCUAUUUGCAACUGGGUCGGUAUCACUUGUGGUUCCAACCAUCAUCGAGUCAUCGCAUUAAACCUUUCUUACAUGGAUCUUGUAGGCACCAUUCCUCCACAUUUGGGAAACCUUUCAUUUCUUUCUAGUCUAAACAUUGAAAACAACAGUUUUCAUGGCUCUAUUCCAAACGAGUUGUCUCAUCUCUACCGGUUGAAAAUAAUUGAUCUUAGUCAUAACCAACUUUCGGGCUCCAUUCCAUCCUCAAUCUUCAACAUAUACAGCUUGAAACAUAUUUAUCUCUAUGACAACAUGCUUUCUGGUCUGAUUCCGUCCAUUAUUUCCAACAUUUCAUCAUUGCAAGUCAUUCACCUAGAAGCUAAUAAGCUUUAUGGUACUAUUCCACACACUUUGUUCAAGUGCAAACAACUGCAAUAUUUAUCAUUAGCGAAUAAUAAUUUAAGUGGAAGUGUACCUUUGGAAAUUGGGGACUUAACCAUGCUCAGAGAUUUAUACCUUUACAACAACGUCUUUGGAGGUACUAUUCCACCCACUUUGUUCAAGUGCAAACAACUGCAAAUUUUAUCUUUGUGGAAUAAUAAAUUUACGGAAAGAGUACCUCAAGGAAUUAAAAACUUAACCAUGCUCAUAGCGUUAGGCCUUUCUCACAACAACUUUGGAGGUGCAAUACCAAGUGAAAUUGGAAAUCUUCAAAGCAUUAAGCUCUUUGAUGUCAGUUUCAACAACUUUAUUGGUCCAAUUCCAUUUGAGAUAUUUAACAUCUCAACAGUACAAGUAAUUUCAGUGGUUUGCAAUAACUUCUCAGGCCAUCUUCCAUCAAAUGUAGGCCUCUUCCUUCCAAAUCUCCAGCAACUUAUUCUUUGGGAAAAUCAACUAAGUGGAGCAAUUCCUAGCUCUAUCUCUAAUGCUUCACAACUCACUCUGUUAGAUUUGAGUGACAACUCAUUUUCAGGCUUAAUUCCUAAAGCACUUGGUAAUUUAAGGUUCCUUACAGGGCUUGGCGUAGCAAACAAUAAUUUGACCAUUGAAUCUUCUACUCCAGAGUUCAACUUUUUCUCUUCUUUGUCAAAUUUGACAUAUCUAAAACAGUUACAGUUGUCAGAACUUUACAUAGAUCAUUGCAAUAUUAAGGGCAACAUUCCAAGAGAUAUAGGCAAUUUAAGCAACUUGAUGACUUUGUCUCUACAGUUUAAUGAAUUGACUGGACCUAUUCCAACUACUGUGGGAAAAUUGCACAAGCUUCAAGGAUUGAGAGUUGAUAAUAAUAGACUAGAAGGUCUCAUCCCAUUUGAUCUUUGUCAUUUAGAGAGCUUGUUUGAGUUGAAUUUAGGUCAUAAUGAGCUUUCUGGACCUAUUCCUACAUGUGUAAAUAAUCUAACUUUUCUAAGAUAUCUUUAUUUACACUUCAACGAAUUAACAUCUGAGAUUCCCUUGAGUUUGUGGAGCCUCUCUUAUAUCUUAAAGGUCGACUUGUCAUCAAAUUCUCUAAAUGGCUCUCUCUCAUUAGAGAUUAGAAAUUUGAAGGUGUUGAUGGAAUUGGAGUUAUCAAGAAAUCAACUAUCUGGUGAUAUCCCAACAACAAUUGGUGACCUCAACGAUUUAGUUAAUCUUUCAUUGGCGGACAAUAGAUUAGAAGGCUCAAUUCCUGAAUCUUUUAGUAAAUUGAUAAGUUUGGAAUUCUUGGAUCUUUCCAUUAACAAUUUAUCUGGAGAGAUUCCUAAGUCCUUAGAAGGACUUUCACAACUCAAGUAUCUAAAUGUCUCUUCAAAUAGACUGGAAGGAAAAAUUCCUGUAGGAGGACCAUUUGUAUACUUCUUUGCUGCAUCAUUUAUGUCAAAUGAUGGACUUUGUGGUGCUCCUCGAUUGCAAGUUCCCCCAUGUAAAGAAGGUGCUUCUCGACCCAAAAAUACCGCAGUAGCAUCUAUACUAAAGUAUGUAUUACCAACAAUUGGGUUAACAAUGCUUGUAGUUGCUUUUGUAUUAGAAUGGACAAGACGCCAAAAAAGGAAUGCAAAACUUCUGGUGGAGACAAACUCACCACAACUAGCGACAUGGAAAAUAAUUUCCCAACAAGAACUUUUUCAAGCAACAAAAGGGUUCAAUGCAAGCAACUUACUUGGUAAAGGGAGCUUUGGAUUAGUAUACCAAGGGACCCUUUCAGAUGGUAUGAUUGUUGCAAUAAAAGUUUUCAACUUGGUAGUAGAAGGGGCAUUCAAAAGUUUUGAAACUGAGUGUGGGGUACUACGCAACAUUCGUCAUCGGAAUCUUAUUAAAAUCAUCAGCACGUGUAGUAACAAUGACUUCAAAGCUUUUGUAUUGGAAUACAUGCCUAAUGGGAGCCUACAAAAGUGGUUGUAUUCUCAAGACUGUUGUUUGAGUAUCUUACAAAGACUAAAUAUAAUGAUUGAUGUCGCAUCAGCACUAGAAUACCUUCAUUAUGGUUAUUCAACACCUAUUGUUCAUUGUGAUCUGAAGCCUAGCAAUAUCUUAUUAGAUGAAGAUAUGGUCUCACAUGUUGCUGAUUUUGGAAUUGUCAAACUGUUAGGUGACAAAGAUUCUAUGAUGCAAACCAUGACUCUUGCUACUAUUGGGUAUAUGGCACCAGAGUAUGGAUUGGAAGGAAUUGUUUCAACAAGUGGCGAUGUGUAUAGUUAUGGUAUUUUGCUUAUGGAAACUUUCACAAGAAAGAAACUACUGAUGACAUGUUUGGUGGAGAAAUGA
Messenger RNA from Alnus glutinosa, 2847 nucleotides. RefSeq names its product LRR receptor-like serine/threonine-protein kinase FLS2. Gene Ontology annotation, biological process: protein phosphorylation. NCBI's taxonomy places the organism in Eukaryota, Viridiplantae, Streptophyta, Magnoliopsida, Fagales, Betulaceae. Gene Ontology annotation, molecular function: protein binding; ATP binding; protein kinase activity. Bases 1 to 2847 code for a protein of 948 amino acids. The record is from RefSeq and is a predicted model, not a curated record. The transcript has 5 exons.